UCCAACUCCAAACACUCCCUUCUUCUAUAUUAUUUCGCUUUCUUUCAUUUUCCAUCUUUCUCUUACUUUAUUCUAAUUCUUGGUCACCAAAAUAAUACCUGUCAAACCCCUUCAAAUUCAAUAUGAGCUUUGAGGGAUAUUUCUAUUAAAAAAUUAGAAAAGAAAGAUUGUCUGAACCGGAGAAAGAAUGUCACCGCAGGGUGCUUUGCCUGAAGAUGGGAUCCAGUACUCUUUCGCCACGGAAUACGAAGGACCGCCGCUACCAUACAAUAUUCCACGGGCUGUCCCGAUUAACGUCCAGAAAAUACCAGUGGCCGCCGUCGUUAAGCAAGUGUCUCUCUCCGAUAAGUUGGCGCUUCCGGUCGUGCAGCCGAUAGUAUCGGCCGAUAAGUUGAGUAAGAAUUUCUCUAAAGAGCUCAAACCUAAUUCGGUUGUUGAUUCUCGCGAUUGCUGUGUUUCUAAAGAGACUGAACUAAAAUCUGAAACAACUGUGUCUCCCACGUCUGUUAUUGAGAGAGCAACUGAUAAUAUCAACUGCGUAUUGUCCGGUGAGUUGAGUAGCUCGGGCGCGUUAGAGUUUUCAAAUUUUGUGUCUGGUGAUUUAGUUAAUAGUUCAAAUGCGUUUAAUCGAAGUAAUGAAAAUUUGCAUUCUGGAAUCAUUGAAUUUUCUGAUAGUUUUGAGAAAUCAAGGGACUGUUCAGGGAGAUUGGGAAAAUCUAGCUGUGGGAAAGAAAGUUCAGACUCUAAUGACGAAUUUAAUCAGCCUGAUUGGGAGUCAAACGAGUCUGUCUUGAGUAUGGAUUAUCCUUCUUCACGGGUUUCAUCCCUUAAGACUGGAGAUUACUUUAAUAGAAAUAAUAAUGAUGAGGAUCUUCGUUAUAAUGGUGAUGGUAGAAGAGGGCCGGUUGUUACUUUUCGUGAUAUUACUUCUGAUGAUGAGGAUGAGGAUGAUGAUAUUGGUCAAGAAUUUAGUCAGGAUGAACCGAGGAUCCUGCAGAGAGUUAAGAGAGAACCUGAAACAAAAGGGAAGAAAGGCUCGUGUUAUAGGUGUUUUAAGGGGAACCGCUUUACAGAGAAAGAGAUUUGUAUUGUUUGUGAUGCAAAAUAUUGUAGUAACUGUGUGCUUAGGGCAAUGGGGUCAAUGCCGGAAGGAAGGAAGUGUGUUACAUGCAUUGGAUUUCCUAUUGAUGAGGCUAAGCGAGGAAAUUUGGGGAAAUGUUCUAGAAUGCUUAAGCGGUUACUUAAUGAGUUGGAAGUUAGACAAAUAAUGAAGACUGAGAAGUUGUGUGAGGUUAAUCAGUUGCCUCCGGGGUAUGUUUGUGUGAAUGGAAAACCUCUUUGUCAUGAGGAGUUGGUUAUAUUGCAGACGUGUCCAAACCCGCCAAAGAAACUAAAACCUGGAAACUAUUGGUACGAUAAAGUAUCCGGUCUCUGGGGAAAGGAAGGACUGAAACCGUCGAAGAUAAUCAGUCCCCAUCUGAAUGUUGGUGGUCCAAUCAAACCAAAUGCUAGCAAUGGAAACACACAAGUUUUCAUCAAUGGUCGAGAGAUUACAAAAGUAGAAUUAAGGAUGUUGCAGUUGGCAGGAGUUCAAUGUGCUGGAAAUCCACACUUUUGGGUGAACGAGGAUGGAUCAUAUCAAGAGGAGGGACAGAAGAAUACUAAAGGGUAUAUUUGGGGCAAGGCCAGGACAAAGCUUGUUUCUGCUGUCUUGUCUCUGCCUGUUCCUUCGAAAUCUUCAAAUCUUGGUGGAGAACAACUGAGCAGUCAGAUUAGCAGAUCUGUUCCUGAUUAUAUUGAACAGAGAACACUUCAGAAAUUGCUUUUAGUUGGAUAUAAUGGAUCUGGGACAAGUACGAUAUUUAAGCAGGCCAAAAUUCUUUAUAAAGCCGUACCAUUUUUGGAGGAUGAGCGUGAGAAUAUCAAGAUAAAGAUCCAGAGCAAUGUGUAUGGCUAUCUUGGUAUACUUCUUGAAGGUCGCGAGCGUUUCGAGGAUGAAGUUUUGAGUGAAAGGAGGAAGAAACAAUCUUCAGACGAAACCAACCCCAUUGAGAGUUCUGAUGGCAAAACAAUCUAUGCUAUUGGCCCAAGGCUUAAAGCAUUUUCUGAUUGGCUUUUGAAGACUAUGGUGUCGGGCAAUUUGGAAGCCAUUUUUCCAGCUGCUAAUCGUGAAUAUGCACCAUUGGUUGAAGAGCUGUGGAAGGAUGCAGCCAUUCAGGCCACUUACAAACGGAAAAAUGAAUUGGAAAUGCUACCUAGUGUUGCUAGUUAUUUUCUAGAGCGGGUUAUUGAUAUAUUGAGAACAGACUAUGAACCAUCAGAUUUGGAUAUCCUAUAUGCUGAGGGUGUUACUUCAUCGAAUGGGCUUUCUUGUGUGGACUUCUCAUUUCCCUCAGCUUCUGAUGAGAACAGUGAGGGUGUUGAUCAGAAUGAUUCUUUGCUUAGGUACCAACUAAUUAGAGUACAGGCCAGAGGUCUUGGAGAAAACUGCAAGUGGUUAGAGAUGUUUGAAGAUGUUGGAAUGGUCAUUUUCUGUGUAGCCUUGAGCGACUAUGAUCAAUUCUCUGUUGAUGGGAAUGGAUCUCUCACUAACAAGAUGAUACUGAGCAGGAAAUUCUUUGAAAGUAUUGUUACCCAUCCAACCUUCGAUCAGAUGGAGUUCCUUUUGAUAUUAAACAAAUUUGAUCUGUUUGAGGAAAAAAUCGAACGGGUACCUUUGCAUCAGUGUGAUUGGUUUGAUGAUUUUCAUCCGGUCAUCAGCCAUCACCGCAGCAGUAGCAAUAGAAACAGCAUCAAUAAUAACCCCACACCGGGGCAGUUGGCUUUCCACUAUAUUGCUGUUAAGUUCAAGAGGCUUUAUGCGUCUCUCACAGGCAGGAGAUUGUAUGUUUCAAUGGUGAAGGGAUUAGAGCCCAAUAAUGUUGAUGCUACUCUGAAGUAUGCAAGGGAGAUAAUGAAGUGGGAUGAAGAAAGAGCCAACUACAGCCUGAGUGAGUACUCAAUGUAUAGCACUGAGGCAAGCUCCUACUCUCAUUGAUGUUAAACCAGAAAAAGCCUUGUAAAUGGGUUCUAGAUUGUCAAUGUAUAUAUAUAUCACAGCAUGUAAAUGAGCACAAGACGAUUGUUUCAUUCCACAAUCAACAGCUGUAAGAUUAUUGAGACCAGUUUAGGUAUUAUUUGUACUGUCAUGCAGAUAGCGAAUUUAUUGGUGUACGAGCCCCCACGGUGAGAGUGAAACAUUAGAUUUACAUGUCAUGUUUUUGCAGUGAACCAAUUACUUUAACAUUCUGCAUUUAUAUUAUGUUUAUAUUCCGAUGCCAUUGGUUA
Pistacia vera is the source of this 3327-nucleotide messenger RNA. RefSeq names its product extra-large guanine nucleotide-binding protein 1-like. Gene Ontology annotation, biological process: adenylate cyclase-modulating G protein-coupled receptor signaling pathway. Gene Ontology annotation, molecular function: G-protein beta/gamma-subunit complex binding; G protein-coupled receptor binding; guanyl nucleotide binding. NCBI's taxonomy places the organism in Eukaryota, Viridiplantae, Streptophyta, Magnoliopsida, Sapindales, Anacardiaceae. The transcript has 8 exons. The record is from RefSeq and is a predicted model, not a curated record. Gene Ontology annotation, cellular component: heterotrimeric G-protein complex. Bases 188 to 3037 code for a protein of 949 amino acids.